AUGCCACUACUUGUCCAGUUGGGGGCGUCUGUGACGUUGCCCUGCUCUGUGGAUACUCCAAUACCUCUGCAUGAGCUGGAGGUGCAGUGGAUGAGGGAUUCUGGAAGCCUGGUGCAUCUGUUCCUGGGAGGAGAGAGUCGGCCAGAAUCACAGAGCCCAGCGUACAGCGGCAGGGCCGAGUUUUUCACUGAAGAAAUCUCCAAAGGAAACUUCUCUCUGCUGCUUAGGAAUGUAACCACCAAAGACAGAGAGAUGUACAAGUGUAUAGUUCACACUGAACACGAGUCUAGUGAAACAAAUGUGACAAUAGAUACUGAACGGCUGGUGGUGACUGGUGCAGACGUGCCUGUAUUUGCAUAUGCUGGUGAAGAUGUGAUUCUGAACUGCUCAGUGGACACCCAUGUUCCUCUCGGAGAGUUAGAAGUAGAGUGGAUGAAGACAAAUGAAGAAAUCCUGGUGCUGCUGUUUAUGGAGGGGCGGUACAGACCGGAGUCACAGCGUGAGAGAUUCAGAGGGCGUGCUGAGUUCUUCAUUGAGGAGAUUCCCAAAGGCAACUUCUCAAUGAAACUGAGGGAUGUAAAAACUGAAGACAGAGGGGAAUUCAUGUGCAUAGUCCAUACAGACAGAGAAUCAGUCAAUGCAACGGCAUACGUACAAGAACCGGGACGCUUCACCAUGGAACGGCUGGUGGUGACUGGUGCAGACGUGCCUGUAUUUGCAUAUGCUGGUGAAGAUGUGAUUCUGAGCUGCUCAGUGGACACCCAUGUUCCUCUCGGAGAGUUAGAAGUAGAGUGGAUGAAGACAAAUGAAGAAAUCCAGGUGCUGCUGUUUAUGGAGGGGCGGUACAGACCGGAGUCACAGCGUGAGAGAUUCAGAGGGCGUGCUGAGUUCUUCAGUGAGGAGAUUCCCAAAGGCAACUUCUCAAUGAAACUGAGGGAUGUAAAAACUGAAGACAGAGGGGAAUUCAUGUGCAUAGUCCAUACAGACAGAGAAUCAGUCAAUGCAACGGUAUACGUCCAAGAACCGGGUAAGGAAUGUGAUCACAUACUAAAUAAUGUCAGCCAUCCAUAA
Molecule: messenger RNA, 1071 nt
Organism: Conger conger (European conger)
Lineage: Eukaryota; Metazoa; Chordata; Actinopteri; Anguilliformes; Congridae
Product: butyrophilin-like protein 2
Exons: 4
Coding region: 1-1071 (356 amino acids)
Biological process (GO): T cell costimulation; cellular response to lipopolysaccharide; immune response
Cellular component (GO): external side of plasma membrane
Source: RefSeq, a predicted model, not a curated record